UUUUUUUGACUUUCCACUUCCUGUGUGCAUCCAUUGUCUGCCCACUGAGCCCUGGAACCCGCAAUUCUCCCUGACACGCCUCUUCCUGCUUGCCAAAAACCCAAGCAAAUACACUCUGAAAGUGUUUUAUUCUUUUGUGUAAUGGGGCCAUCUUUUGGAUGAUCUUGCUCACUGCAGGUGUCCUGACCAUGUCUAAAGACGCGUUAGCAGAGGCCGGCUGUUAUUUCGACGAACUCAACAAGCUCCGUGCCCUGGAGCCUGAUGUCAGCCAGAAGACGUCGGAGCUGAAAGAAGACUGCAAAGACUUCUUGGACAAAAUCGUCCAGUUCCUGAAGAUUGUCGGCGGCCUCAUGGAGCUGGUGGAUGAGUUGGCAAAUGAGACGGAGCGAGAGAAGUUGAAGGCUCUCGGGACCAGAAAUCUUCUGAAGUUCGUGGCGAAACAAAGGGAGGCCCAGCAGCAGCAACUCCAAGUCCUUAUCGUGGAGAAGAUGAUGCAGCUGGAGCGAUAUCGCAUUGAGUACGAAACCUUGUCCAAAGUGGAAUUGGAACAGAACGAGUUUAUCAAUCAGUACAUUCUGCAGAUGUAACGGAGGAACCGUAGUCAAGUGCCAGAAAACUAACACACCGGACGCAUUUUCGAUGUAUCCGUGUUGUUCGUGUAACUACAUUGUGAAUAAAACUAAACAAAAGUUGUU
Molecule: messenger RNA, 695 nt
Organism: Nerophis ophidion (straightnose pipefish)
Lineage: Eukaryota; Metazoa; Chordata; Actinopteri; Syngnathiformes; Syngnathidae
Product: intraflagellar transport protein 20 homolog
Exons: 2
Coding region: 159-587 (142 amino acids)
Biological process (GO): intraciliary transport; centrosome localization; protein localization to cilium
Cellular component (GO): Golgi apparatus; cilium; intraciliary transport particle B
Source: RefSeq, a predicted model, not a curated record